Messenger RNA from Trematomus bernacchii (emerald rockcod), 6972 nucleotides. It is a transcript of the gene n4bp2, whose product is annotated as NEDD4 binding protein 2. Bases 314 to 5830 code for a protein of 1838 amino acids. Gene Ontology annotation, molecular function: ubiquitin binding. NCBI's taxonomy places the organism in Eukaryota, Metazoa, Chordata, Actinopteri, Perciformes, Nototheniidae. The transcript is spliced from 16 exons. The record is from RefSeq and is a predicted model, not a curated record.
UAACACCACUGUUUCAUCCACAUCAGUCCAGGCAUUGUUCCGAGGGCCAAACUCAAUUCUCAUUAGGGACCCUGUGCCGGGCAACCUUUUAUUUUGAAGUGCUGUCUUGAUUUCCGGUUUGCACAUUUCAGGCGGACUUGGCACGAUUCACACUAUCUGAUGUAUUUCCACCACUUGGAGUGCUGUUUAGAUAUUCUAACCUUGAGUUGUUGCACUUUGGUUACUCUCCCCGACACUAAAGAAGCAUGAUUUCAGCUCCCGGACACCCUUUCUGUAGCUUCUCUGCUAGUUAGUUAGCUCCGUGUAGCCGCUAAUGCGAGGGGACGGUGGCUCCGGUAUGCCUCGGCGGAAGAAAAACGGCCAGAGCCCGGCCAGAGUCCCAGGCGGCGGGCCGCUGGAGGGGGGGAGCCUCAACCGACUACCUCCGGGAUUUGACGGUGCCAUGGCCAACAACUUUGCAUCCAGCACUUCGCUCUCCAGCUCCGAAAAGGAGAAAAUCGUCCAAAGCAUGCAGGAGAUGUUCUCACACCUGGACCCCGAAGUUAUAUACAUCGUGCUGUCCGAGUGUGAUUUUAAAGUUGAAAAUGCAAUGGACUCUCUCUUGGAGCUGUCUGUGGCUGCUGAAGUUGCAGCCCCUAUGCCUUCUCAUGUUUCUGGCUUUGAGCUCACUGCUGCAGCCCUUCUCAGACCGCUUCACUUUUCUGAACCUAGACCUGACUCCUCCAAACCACCUCAGCUGCCCUCUCCUCCCUCCAGCAGCCUCCUGACAGAAGAGCUGGACUUGCUUGUCGAUCAGGAGCUAGAGACACUAACCGCACAACAAUGCGCUAAGGAAGAUCACCACAGCAGCCCGUAUUUAUCUGUUGGUAUGUCCCUUUCCUUUUUCCCUCCACCACCAUUCCCACAGCAGGUCCUCCCUGAGCUGCUUCAGUCCAGCAUGCAACCUGGAUCUAGAGGGUCCUCUGGAGGUGGCCCAGUGGAGCAUAUUUCCGGAGCCUCCUCUCCGCUUGACCAGCUUAGCAUUUGGGAAGAUGAAAUGGUUGAGAAGCAGCAGUCGAGGGUGGAUUUUACACAUCUGAUGACAGAGAAUCCUGCAGACAAGACUAAAUCUCCUCUGGACCUGGCAGCCUCGGGACGUCCCUCUGCUUUCCAGGUGUAUAAAAAGCAAGACCCAUUGCACACUCUACCAGACAGCGCCAGGGUCAUGCCCUCUAAAGCAAUAGUUGGAGGAGCGAGAUCUAAGGUAAACAUGUUGAACCAGGAACCGCUUGGCUACAUACCUUUGCCCUGGAACCCUCAGGCACCAGUGUUUUCUCCCCGUGUCCAUGGAAACCAGGGGCCAGCCUUCAUUACCCCUGUGGCUUCCAACUGGCCCAGGAUGCCCAGGCAUGCCUCUCCCUGGCUGAGUCAGGGCCCGGUCGGCCAAGCACCGCUCAGACCUUCUGCUACUAUCCCAAAGUCCUGGGCCCUGUCUGCUGGGCCACAUCCCCCCCCCCAGUACAGCAGGCUACGCUUGGAAGGGAGGGUCCUUGUGUUGUUACGCGGGCCUCCAGGAUCUGGGAAGUCUACCAUGGCAAGAGCCUUGUUAGAGCACAACCGAGGUGGGGUUAUUCUGAGCACUGACAAUUAUUUCACUCGUCACGGAGAAUAUCAGUUUGACCCCACUGCUCUGGGGGAGGCCCAUGAGUGGAACCAUAAACAAGCCAAGGAGGCGUUUGAAAGGGGCGCUAACCCCAUCAUCAUUGACAAUACCAACAUGCAGGGCUGGGAGAUGAAACCCUAUGUGGCUCAGGCACUGAAAAAUGGAUACAAGGUGCUGUUCCGAGAGCCGGACACUUGGUGGAAGAGCAAGCCCAGAGAACUUGAGAGACGUACCAAACAUGAUGUGCCAUUGGAAAGAAUCCGACGCAUGCUUAAUUCUUAUGAGCGCUACGUCACAGUCCAGUCCAUCAUGGGCUCACAGAUGCCUGAGGUGAAACAGCGGCUCGCAAUGGAGAACAGAAGCCCACAGCCGGUGUCUUCUGAAACACCUCGCCCUGACCUUGUGGGGCAGCCUGGAUUGACUGAUGGAUUUAAGCCCCGCCCUCAGCUGUUUUCCUCUCUCCCUGACGUAUCAUCUAUUGGUCGCUCUGGUGACGUGGGCAUGCUGGAAGAUGGCCCCAACGAAUAUACGGAGUCUCUAAAUGUACAACAUACAGAAAGUUUUACAGAACACCCUGAAAUAAGUGACGAGGAGGAAAAUAUGGAUUUGGGCGAAUUAGAUUCUGAGUUGGACGCCCAGAUGGAUUCAAAUCUUCCAAUAGGAGAUCAGAGAAUCCCUGACUGUAUUGUUGAAUCUGUAAUGAGCGAAGUUCAUCGUGGGGAUGAAUUGCCCGUGGCUUUCUCUGAGUCUAUUGCACAAAGAGUGAGGAGAGAAAGGCCAAGCAGGAGGUCUGAUUUUGAUAGGUCGGAGCCUGCAGAUGUGGUGAAAGAUACUAACCAAUCAGACAGCGAGGCAAAGGAGAAGGAAAUACCAAAGGAAGCAGAAGGGGUUGAAAUAGUGAGGGAUGGGAGAGAGAAGGGAAGGCCUUACAUGUUGGAUUUUGUAGGAGAUUGGCCUUCUGAAGGGUCCCUGGAGCUGAGACAGGUGAGGAGAAGUGAAAGACAUGAAGAAGCAAAUGGGAAGAAAGAAGAAGUGUCUCAAGAAGCUCAGAAAAAGAAAACAAAAGUGCAGUCAGGACCAAAUGUGACAGAGUUUCAGAAGCUUCUUGAUCUUAUUCAGACGGGAGUAGCUGACAUUCAGACCGACUCUUCCCGUUCGUCCUCUCUUUCCCCAACGCCUAGAGAGGAAUUGGAGAAAGAAGAAGAGGCAGCUGGUAUAUUUGGGGACUCCCAUGAAAGUAGAUCCAACAGAGAGGAGAGUCAACAAAACAUGACUCAGGAUAACUGCAGCAGAGCUGAAUUACCUGACUGUGUGUUAGACUGGAAGGCAGCGGACUCUGCGAAGGUCAAGGACUCGAGAAUAGAUCAUUGGGAGGGACAGAAAACUGAAAACGAAGCUAGUAGAACAACAGGAGGGAAUGUGUUAGAGAUGGGAAGCGAAACAGGCUCUGUAGAUGUGAUAUCAACUAUCCCAACAAAUCCCCUCUCUGAUCCAAUUGCUAGUUUACUCGAACCCUCCAACACUGUGGAGGCAAGUGUAUGCCAUGAUGGGCAAGCAAGCCACAAUAUUGAAUGUGAGGUAGGCACAGAGCCUGAGACAAGUGUUGAGGCUGAUCAGAGUCAUGUUAGUGAUGCGUGUCAGAGUCCUGUGUGUGAAGGCUCUGUAGAAACAGAGAGCAGUUCCGUCAGUGGAGGCAGUCAGGAAAGGAGGCUGCGCCCCGGUCGUAGAUCAGGGAAACAGUGCAAACUAGCCCUCACCUUCACUCAAAACUGCCCUGCUUCUUCAAUGAACAAUCUUGAAAGUCCCAAUACCUCAACCCAAAGUAUAAACAGCACUCAGGAUAGUAUUAAGACAGAUAUUGAACCCGACAACUGUGACAUUAGCCUUAGUAUUAAACCAAACUCUGAUCUGUCCAUCGAGUCCAAUUCUGAGGCCCAGCUGCAGCCUCCUUCCCCUCUUCCUCUUCCUCUGGUAGACGGAGGCCACCACACCCAAACUGAACCUCAAGACUUUGCCCUCCUAUGGCGUCUCAACCAUAAAAACAGCAGUGAUGAUGCAGUGGUCACCGGGGACAUCACAGUCCUGUCGGGAGACUCCUUUCGCUUCGUACCAGAGCGCUCCUCCGCCGUCUCUGCAGCUGUGGCAGUUCACCACUCCGGCCAAAGAGAGGUGCCCUACCAUGUGGCGCAUGAGAAAGGCACACAGGUGGAGGAGAAAGAUAUCGGGUCAACUCAAGACCGGCUUGAGAGCCUGCGCAUCCUCAGCCGCCAUUUCAAACUGGUGAGUUUCGAUAUGUUAGAAGAUCUGUAUGACAAAUGCCAUCAGGACUUGGAAUGGACGACCAACCUGCUGCUGGACUCCGGAGAGAGGUUCUUCAGAGAGGACGAUGGUGGGAGAGAGGAGGAGGAGGAGGAGGAGGAGGAGGAGGAGGGUGGUGGUGGGGGGGAUGAAGAUGAGCAGAUCACAUCCGGUCUGUUUGGAGCUUUGGACAAACCUGUAGGAAAUAGCUUAUGUCCUAAUGUUUUAGACGAGCAUCACCCUGAAGGUCAGCCAAAGGGAGAGCAGCAUGGUGAGCAGUCAACCUCUGACACAGUUAGAGAAUCAGAUGAGAGCAACAAUAUUACCGAUGUGCUCAGUUUAGGAGGUGCCGCUGUUCAAGUUCAAAACAAAGAGCAUCCUGAUACAACCUCACACUUAGAAAGAUCUCUUCAAGCAGAACUCAGUCUUCCUCAUGGCGUAAACGAAGGAGGGAGAUGUGGUGUCACUGAACACAAGGUUGCCUCAGAAGCUGUUUUGGAAGGUGGCGUUUGGGGUCAAAGCUCAGAAGACGGAGUAAUAAUUGAAGAGUCAAGAGUUGAGAUUGAGGAAGAGAUUGCCAGCAUGGAAGAGGUUCACCGGCUGCUGCAGGCCGAGUUAGAGGAGAGUGAGCACGACCAGAAGGAGAGGAGUGAAAGGAGGACCAUGGAGGAGAGGAGGAGCAGCCACAUGGACAUUCAGAGUGUGGAGCUGAAACUACCCACGGAGCUGGCUCUGCAGCUCACUGAGCUGUUUGGACCUGUAGGAGUAGACCCAGGAUCAUGCCCAACUGAUGAUUAUGCAGUGAAGAUGGACCUGCACCUGGCCAGACUGCUCCACCAGAAGUGGAAGGAGACCAUUCAGGAAAGGCAGAGACAUGCAGCUCUUUCAUUUCACCUGCUUCAGGAAAGUUCAGCACACUGGGGAGACUCACAGAAGUCCAGAUCUGGAUCUCGAGAGCGAGCACGUUUCCUGAUUAGUGCGGAUGGUUACGAGUCACUGGACAGCCAACCAGAGGCCGGCGCUCCGAUGCCAUACAUGGACCACUGGAACAUGUCCCAACCACAUGUGUCUCUUAGAGAUAUUAUCAAAGAGGAGCAGGCUUUGCAGGAGAAUGUGAAAAAGACCAGACAAGGCCGCGCAGACCUGGACCUGCGUGAUGGAGCCGCCAUGUUGAAAGAGAACCAGCUGUUCGCCCUCUUCCCCACCAUUGACAGACAUUUCCUCCAGGACAUCUUCAGGGACCACAAUUACAGCCUGAUCCAGACAGAGCUGUUCCUUCGCUCUCUACUAGACGAAGGGCCCGUAAAGACAGUAGUUGCCCCCGAGCCUCCUCGGUCCGACCACCUCAGAGCAGCCAGCAAGGAGCGGGAGAAGAGGCAGAAGCCCCCGGAGUCAACCGUACUCGACUAUCAGGAUACGGAGGACCCGGACUACCAGGACUUCAGGGCCGAGGCCAGCCAACAAAGGGAGCGACAGCUCGAGUGUUUCUCCAAGGCUGCUGAGGCCUACAAGCAAGGAAGGAAACAAGUGGCUUCCUUUUACGCACAGCAGGGACACCUGCAUGGCCAGCAGAUGCGUGAGGCCAAUCACCGAGCAGCAGUUCAGAUUUUUGAGAAGGUGAACUCAUCGCUGCUGCCCAGCAACAUCCUGGACCUCCACGGGCUGCAUGUCGAUGAGGCCCUGCAGCAUCUGGCCCAAGUCUUACAGGACAAAACCACAGACUGUGAGCAGGGUCUGUGUCGACCUCAGCUCUCUGUCAUCACAGGAAGAGGGAACCACAGCCAGGGGGGCGUGGCCCGCAUCCGCCCUGCCGUUAUAGACUACCUCACCAACAAAAGCUACAGGUUCACGGAGCCAAAGCCAGGUCUCGUGUUGGUCUCUUUGAAGUGAGAAGAACCGGGUCUAUUGGAUUCAAGCUUAAGCUGCUAUAGAGGACAACACACACACACACACACUUCUACAACGCUACAUAUACAAUUACUAUAGUUUAUACAGUACAAUACACUCGAUUUGUUUUUGGUACCUUUUUUAUUUUGCUUUCUCUCUAUGUUCACUCCAUAAGUCGUCUUAAUCUUUGGGAAAUUUAGGAGAAUUUGGGUUAAAUCAUAAACUUGAUUCAGAUCUUAAAAGAGUUUUAUUUUGUGGUUAGAAUAAAUUGAAACACAAAUAAGGUAUUUUUAAAGCAGCUGUAAAGCUAGAAUGUAUGUACAUUUUAAAAUAAAAUAGUUUUAUAGUGUUGCAGAAUAUACUUUAUGUUUAUCUUUAAGCCUUUUUAAGAUAAUUUUAAAAUCGAAAUCCCUUUUGUUUUGAAGGCUUGAUGUUGAAUAAGGUGUUAUUUAAUGGACUCAUCUGCAGUAAUGUUUGAGACGUAUUAUGAGGAUUUUAUCAGACUUGAAUUAUGAUUGCAUGCUGUCUUCUUGGAGGUUGCUCUCUAGGAAUUUAAGUAUUAUGGCAUCUUUUAUGAGGCACUAAAAAGUAUGGAUUUAAUCCUCCAUUAAUGCAUGCGAUCUAUCCAGAUGCUAAGGAGAAGGUUUUUUGUGUCUCUUGGUUUUAGUGUUCCACAGCCAGUUCUUAAAUAUUGUUAACAUCCUCCUUUUAGAGUUCUGCUGAACAUAAAACGGCAACUGCUUAUUUUCUUAAGGCCGAACCAAGCUUAGCUGCUAAUAUGUGGAGAUUCAAACUCAGGAAAAGAUACAUCAGUGUUUGGUUUUCUUUUUUCGAGGCCAAUUGACUUACUUCUCCAGCCCUUUCAUGGUAGCUACUUGUUUUUUUUAAAGCGUUGUGCCAAAUUUUUAUAGCAGUUUUAUUCCUCAGGUUGCUUCUCGAUUUUUGUAGAUUUAAAAUAAAUCCUCUGUUUUUCUAUCUGUGUGAUAUUUUUCAUAUUGGUUGAACAACAAUGUUGAACAAUUUUACUGACUGUACAUAAUGUUGUUGAAUUAAUUAUAAAGAGAAAUGUGUAUUUUUAUAUUCAUUUGUUCAAAUGGUUUUACAGAAAAUAUUGUAUUGUGGAAUAAACUCACAUUUGUUUACAA